AUCCUUGCCCAAAGCUGCACUUGUUCUGACCUUAGGAAUUCAAACCCGACACAGUGUAAGUAUCCGAUUGCAUGUGCACCUGAAUAUUCUAGAACCUUGUUAUCAGUGCAGCAUUUCUUUUAAUAACGCAAAGAUCACCUUAAGCUUAUUAACUCUUUUUAGUUGUAAAAUAAUUUGCUUUCUCAUGUAAACGUCAACGCCGCUUUACAAUUCGAGGACCGUUUUUUGCAGCUAAGGCUCUUUGGUCACUCUUUGGCUUACUUGCUUUAAUUUCGCUGAAGGAAAUCACAUCGUCAGGCUUCGAUAGCUCUUUCACACUCUGUCGAUCGCAUCUUCUCCACUUGUCAGUGUCUCCAAAAGCCCAUGGCAUGACUACUUCAUCCAUGAGCUAAAAAACCUCUGUAGCUUUAACAAACCGUCGACGUCUAGAAAGGCAACCUCGUUCCCAGGAUUCUCUCCAACGGAGAGACAACCUGGGAAAGAAUUUAGCCUGUCAACACUUAACUGAACGAGGUUAGUGGGAAAGGAAUGUAUGACAGCGGGGAGAAUUGGGUGACCCCAGCCCGAGCGGCUGCGAGGAAGACUAUCGUCUCCCGCCAAAAGUCUCAGGUUUCUUUAUUUCUUUUUUUUUUUUUUUGAACGGCAGUUCCUGGCCAUGAACCUAUUAAUUUUACUUUUUGUUUGUUUUGAACGGCAGUUCCCGGCCAUGAACAUAUUAAUUUUACUUUUCCCGUUUUAAAAGGCAGUUCCCGGCCAUGAACAUACUAGUUUUACUUUUCCUGUUUUGAAUGGCAGUUCCCGGCCGCGAACAUAAUAAUUUUACUUUUUCUGUUUUGAAUGGCUGUUCCCGGCCGUGAACAAAUUAGUUUCACUUCUGCUUCUAUUUCACUUUUAUUUUUAUUUUCAUUUCAUAAUAAAAAUGUUUUGUUUUGUUUUGAAAAUUAACAAAAUGAAUCUAUUUCCAGUUCAAUGAAAAACAAAAUAAUUUGACGUUUUACUUUCGCUUUAUUUUCAAUUCAAAAUAAUUAAAGUUCAAUCUAAAAUUAACAAAUUUAUGUCGUUUUGACAAAUGGCAGUUGUCGGCCACCAUAGUUAUGAAAAAGAACUUGUCAGUGAAUUGGUUUAUUUCUAGCCUGCGAACAAGUGCCGGGGGGUGGUGGCGGACAGAGCCAGGUGACUAUUCCUUUUUUCGGGCGGGAGCUAGCAGUACGUGCAUUCUGGUCUAACUCCAUACUGUGUAGACUGGACAAUUCGUCAACAGCAGGUUAAGGUCUCGCCAGAAGAUGCCCUUGCUGCAGAGGAGCAAAGCAAUACUACUUUCAGUAAUUUAAACAUGUUAAAUACUUGUAUUUCGCUCAUCAAAUGUGUCCAUUGUCCAUUGUCGAUUUGUGGUUUACAGGAAUGUUCUUUUGCGGAGCAUUGGCCAAUUUUCUUUAAACAGUUUCACUCGUUUCCAUUCCCCUGCUCUACCUUCAUGUUGCAUAUGGCGUACGUGUGUACCUAAAUCCCUCAAUUCAUACUGAGGUGAUCGAUAAAGAAGUCUACACGCUAAGCGGGGUUAAGAUUAGUUUAUUACAAGCAAAGGCUCAGAAGGCUAAGUGCAAAUAAAAGAAAACUAGUGUGAAAAGUUUUGCAGACUCGGCUUACUCUAUUUGUUUUCUCUCUCUAUUUGAGUUUCGGCUCGUGACAUCCUAAAAUCAAGUUUAGUUCCACGUGUUUUGGGAAUAUAAAAUAUAAAACUAAAAAAAGAGUGUUAAUUGUCAUUUUAUUUUUUUCUUGUACACUCGUGCGAUGAUUUAUCCUUUUCUGUACAGUUGCGUGACCAGACUCAAAUUACACACGGGCUUCAUCACGCAUCACAGGGUUUAGUCCGAGGCUAAACGACGGAAGACUUCAGUAAACUGCGGCCACUUGCGAUUGAAACGACUGUGGUAAGUAAUUCUUAGAGAUCUCGAAUCCCAUUUAGAGCUAGCACGCCGUUUCUAGCGGCUUCAAUUUAGGUGCAGAAACUCGAGGUCAAUAUUUACACUCUAUGAGAAACGAGGGGUGACAGCUCUGACAAGGGCUGUUUCGGGAGAAAAACAAAUUUAUUCCGGGAAUCUGGAGAUUUUGCCGGGAAUAGGGACACCUGGGAAGUUUUUCGGGAAAUAUGAGAUAUUUUCGGGACAUUGACAUUGAGCAAAGAUUUGAUAUUGCAUGUUAUCAAACAAUAUAAUAUGCACAGUGAUAUGCACCCUUUGUAUGCGCUGGUGUAUUUUAUGUAUUUUGACCCUUGAAAACAGUUUAACUCCCCAUGAUAUGAAAAGACCAAUCAGCAACGUUUCCAACUAAAAUAGCAUGAACUUGGAGUGCGAUUGACCACGUGCAAUCCCCAGAGGAUUGACACAAGAACUGUGCCGGUGCAAGGCACGUACUAUCAGAAUACUUAGCUGAAAGUGAUGUCCAGAACAAUUUCAAAAACCGCACAAAAUAUAAAAUAAAAUCGACUACCUCUACGCGAAGUCACGCCACUAAAAAUAAGCAUAAAAAUGACAAUUGAUUUAAAGAACAUUUUGGAGAGAAUUUGUCCUCUCAGAACACUAGAAAUGGCGUUUCACACAACCAAGAUUUCAAAAUUUUCUGGGGGAGCAUGCCCCCAGAUCCCCCUAGUGGCUGGCCCCUUCAACGCUCGCCUGAUUCGUCGGUGAUUUAAAAAAAAAACCACGAUUUUAUAUACUUAAAAAGUUGGACAGUCUUUCUGUGUUAACAUGACACCCUCAGCUUUCUACUCCUCUAAACAAAAAAAUAACUAAGGUUAGAUGAUUAACAAGUUACAUAAUUAAAAGAAGCUACAAAAGAUAUUUAAUCAAAAUUUUAAUUUUAAUUGUUAAAACAAUUUUGGAAAGUUAAAAAUUAAACAUGGGAAAUUCCACCGAAAAAUUUGGGAGGGUCGUCCAAAUUUCCGGGAGGACAAAGUUUUUCAUAGGACUGCCCAAACAGCCUUUGUUAGAGUUGUCACCCCCCUUUUGAGAACUUAACAGCGUUGUUUUUUUCAGCUACUUGCGUGCAAUCAAAUGCAGUGUUAAUCUACUUAGUUCUUUUUUGUAACCAUCAAAUUAAAAAGCCUUUUUCAAAAGAUUUUAAGAACUUCCCGUAAUGUGCCCCUUGUAAAAGAAGCUAAGUUAGCAAAAACUUUUGUGUACCCACCCUCGCGGCUAGCUUGUUUUCAGCGUUCCAACGAGAGAAAAUACGCUGCACGUUUCGGUGUCUCAGCGACGCACUUUUGUAAUGCCGCCAAAAAAUUUUUAACACAAGAAACGGCAAAGGAUGUGCUUUAAAAUAGUGUUUGUUUCAUGUUGAAAUUCCGUGUAUCAAUUGUUUUUUUCGAUGGUGAAGUUAGGUCAAAUUUGCCAUUUUUGAAAACAGGCGAAAUCGUGUUUCUUCUUGCGGCCAACACAGUCACAUUUAAACAGCUUAUCUAAAGAUAAUUGCAGAAUUAUAAAGUACAAGUCUGUGUUUUCCUUGUGACUUGAUUUCAUUUAGAGAUAUCGUCCCGUUUUUAUGUACGAGCGCGAAGAAAAUGCUUAAUUUUCGCUAAUUUCAUACUCGAAAGAGCGGCGAUUUGGUGUUUUUCAUACUUUGCCCGAUUCAGGAAAAAAUAAAAAGCCGUUACAAGUGUUAAUGUGAUUUUUGAAAUAAGUGUACUAUAGCGAUUAUGUGGGCAAAAUAUGAAGAAAUUCAAAAAUUCACGACUGUCAACCGAUUCUCGAAAAUUACAGACAUUGGCUCUUAAAAAGUGUUGCCAACGUCACGCCAUUGAUUAUCAAUGGUCUGAUUUUACCAAAUUAUUGUUUUUUGUGAUCUAAAUAUGUUCAGCGUCACUACAGUUAGUUGGGUUUUCUUACACUACUAAUGGAUUUUAUGUUCUCAGCACCACUGUAUGCUGUCAGAUUUGUGUCGGACGUAGACUUUCGGAAACUUUUUCAGUCGAUUUUUUUAAAGAAUAUCUCUUUGCAUGUCUACUUAGCCUGCGUAGCAAGCGUUUCUGUGCGGUUUAGGAGCAAAGAAUAAGGAACAAGAGUCACAGACCGCGCGAAAAAUGGGUUCUCGUUUCAUUUCUCCCGCGGUCAAAACCGAAAGUCCCCUUCUACGAGCUUUUUUUGCUCCGAAACCAAACGGAAACGCUUGUUACGCAGGCUAAUGUCUACUAAGCUAACCCUAUGUCUAAGCCUUGCACCAUUUUUGAUUAACGUAUUUCAGUUCGAACCUACUCUACUUUAAUCUACUCCACUUUCGUUCUAGGUCUGCGCUGCAACUAAGAAUUACGUUUACGUUUACUAGCUACAUAUAUCUUAUUAGACGUUUUGUUGUGUAGUAUCGCUGAGUAUUUUUACGAGUUCUGCCAUAUUUUAACGAGCCCAUAGGACGAGUCAAAAUACAAACAACAAGUAAAAAUACUCAGCGAUACUACACAACAAAACGUCUUAUAAGAGAUAUAUUAUCCAAAUGACGCCAAAUUGUUAUUUCGGUGCGGGCGAAUUUCGCGGAUAUUUCUGGAGUACAAAUAUCCCAUGAUAUUUGUACUCGUCUCACGCGUUAUUUGUACUCUACGAAGGACAGUUGGAUAAUAAUGCAUUAACGCAUUUCAACAAAUUGUUUCAUUCCCUGUUCUUAAGUUUAAACCUUAUUUAUAAAUCUGUUAUUAUUCAUUCAAAAUAUUUUCCCGAUUCUGAUUGGCUAAAAGCACACGUUUAAUUCACCAUAACCAGUUACUGAUGACCAAAUUUGGAAGAAUUUUGUGUUAAACGAGGAAAUGACGUCAAAAAUGCAGCGUUUUCGCAGGUUAAGGCACCGUUAACCAAGAAGACCUGGGGACAAGGCUGAAUUGUUUUGGUUGUGAACUUGAAAAAUGGUGGACAUUUCACUCGUUUCAAGAGUAAGAAAUAGGCGAAACAAUAGCUAAAAACAUGGCAAGAACAGCAAGACGACAACUUGAAGGGCGACAUAUACUAUUUGGAGAAUAUUUGCGGAGUUAGACAAACCUAAACGUGCACUAUCGAAGAUGAACUUAACAUCGAUGGGUCGAUGGAGGUAAGCAUGUUUUAGCCAUGUUUUUAAACUUGGAAUUAGUUUGAAUGAACAAUAAAGCAAUUAUUGAAUUCGGUUUUCGUAGAUUGAGAUCUCGGAGGGUGUUAUCCGCCUCGGCCUACGGCCUCGACGAAUAACACCCUCCUCGAUCUCCAUAAUUCUUCAUAAGAUACUCAGCCUUAUUCAUUAAUUGUUAAUUAUUUUAUAGCACUGAGAGAAAUUUAUGCAUUGAAAGUCGCACAUUUGAUUUUGUCACGCUUCCCCUCGUAUAGCAGGCAGUAGCCACAAAAACAAAUAACGAUGUACCAAAACUAUAAAUCGUGGGGUAAAAAAGUAAUAAUGCCAUCUUCUUAUGAAACGUUCGGAUUGAAAAAGGGUUGAAAUUUUUACCGCUUUCUCUCCACAGGUGAAAAGCUUCAGAAAAACCACGUAAAUGGCUUCCAAACUAAAGGAUGUUUCCAAACUAAGGCUGGUUCUGGUGGAGGGUGAUGAUUACGCUAAAAGUGCUGGGGAAUUCUCACUCACAGACGACAAAGUUCGAAAUAAAAACAUUUGGGUUUGUCAAAGUAACAGCCGAAUGAUGUUCUACACAGGCAGUUCGUGGGUAAUUACUGCAACCCAGUACAUGCAAGAUGUCCUUGAUGGUAGCACAGGGGGGUUUGAAUCAUCAAAGCCCGCUGAAGAACCAUAUGAAGCAAAUUGGAGCCCUAAAUUCAAGGUAAGUAAAGAUGUUAGGAAACUGCCUUUUGUUGCGAAAGUGGGAGAAGGAAGAAAUAAACCCAUCCCCCUCUUCCCUUCCUUCCUUCCUCCCACAAGGAUACGAACCUAAAAGUCUUGGUACGAUGCAAUAUAUUUAUAGUACCUCAAGCCAGGGCAUAGAGUCAGUUCACAUCUGUCCAGAGUACGUAUUAUCAUCUUUGUGUUGUUCACUCGACAAGCCAUGGUCACGUAAGAACAUAGUGUGUGGCCUUGCUUACCGGCGUAGUCUCUUACAAGUUUACUGGAAGAUUAUAGAACCGAGAUUUCUUAAACUCUGAAGUACAAAUCUACGUGGAGGAACCCUUCUUUCUUUUUUUCUUUGUCUCGUGAUAAGUGAAUGACAUCUCUUUCUCAGGUCAGUGAAGUUUACCUCUCAAAUAAAUGGGUCGUAGCUGAACAGCCAUACCGUUCACCUUCGGUUCAUAUUUGGUGGUCAGCGCCCGCCAAUCCAGAAGUACAACGGGAAGGGGUUACCUGGUUCUACAACGAGGUGAUCGUUAAAGAGACAGCGGGUAGCAGUUACUUCAUGACUAAUGGUUUCACUGGGGGCUACAUGGGCAUUCAAGAUCGUUCUCCUAAGUGGGUUCUCUUCUCCAUUUGGGACAAGACCUCGACAGAAGACGAUCCAAAUGCAUCGCCGGACGACUUGAUCAAAGUGCUUGCCCAUGGUGAAGGCGUCACAGUUAAACGCUUUGGAGGCGAAGGAACGGGUGGCCAGAGUUAUCUUACCUAUGACUGGAAGGUAGGCCACACAUAUCAGCUCAUGGUGAACGUGAAACCAGAUGCAAAAGAAAACGACAAGGCCGUCUUCACGGGUUGGUUCCGCAUCCCAGAGCUGAAUAUCUGGCGACUGUUAGCAUCAUUCCAGGUUCGUCCUCAGGCAGCAAGCAAGAAACUGGAGAAUCCCUACUCGUUUCUUGAAGAUUGGAUUGGAAAUGGCUACCGCCGUAAGGGCUUGUGGGGUCCAGCAUGGAUCAGAACAGACCGUGGUCCUUGGGUGCAAGCUACACACGGAAGAGGUACAACCACAGAGUACGAUGCCAACAACAGAAACGCCUUCCUGUCUGAUGACCGUAAGCAUCUGGGGAUGACUACUGGUGGACCAACACUGACAGAUACAUCCUUGGGCCCUUAUACAUGUGAUUCCUCCAGUAUUCCAUCUGUUCUACGCUUGAAUCCUCUCCCAGACCGCGAUGGAGCUCCUGCCCGCGAGUCCUAGACUCCUACCGUCAGUAUCUGAGAGCUCAUUUACAAAGCACCUAGCCUAGGUGUAAUGUAUGCAUAAAUUAAAAAGGUAUUCGGAAUACUUUUUUAAUUUAUGCAUACAUUUUUAUUUUAGGCAUUUUUUGUGUAUGCCUACAGAAAGUUGCAUUUUCUGCAUCGGUGGUCUGUCC
Messenger RNA from Porites lobata, 7220 nucleotides. NCBI's taxonomy places the organism in Eukaryota, Metazoa, Cnidaria, Anthozoa, Scleractinia, Poritidae. The record is from the annotation of a GenBank genome assembly.